Messenger RNA from Humulus lupulus (European hop), 429 nucleotides. RefSeq names its product secreted RxLR effector protein 161-like. The transcript has a single exon. The record is from RefSeq and is a predicted model, not a curated record. The coding region runs from base 1 to 429 and encodes 142 amino acids. Lineage: Eukaryota; Viridiplantae; Streptophyta; Magnoliopsida; Rosales; Cannabaceae.
AUGGAGAACUCAAAGCCUUGUGUUACCCCUAUGUGUCCUGGAUAUAAAUUGUUUGUUAAAGACAGUGAACCAUUCUCGGAUCCCACUCUAUACCGCAGUACCAUUGGUGCUUUACAGUACUUGACUCUCACCGGUCCUGACUUAUUGUUUGCUAUAAACAAACUAAGUCAAUUCCUGCAACAACCCACAUUAGCUCACUGGUCAGCAUGCAAACGAGUUCUUAGGUACCUCAAAGGUACUGCUACAGCAGAUUUACGCUUUACACCAACCUCUAGAUUCAAUUUGGAGGGGUUUUCAAAUGCAAAUUGGGCCUUCAACUUGGAUGACCGUAAGUCUACUAAUGGAUUUCUUGUGAAGCUUGGUGGAAACCUAAUUACUUGGGCCUCCCACAAGCAAAAAGUUGUUUCUCGUUCAAGCACCGAGUCAUAA